Molecule: messenger RNA, 4729 nt
Organism: Colius striatus (speckled mousebird)
Lineage: Eukaryota; Metazoa; Chordata; Aves; Coliiformes; Coliidae
Gene: POM121
Product: POM121 transmembrane nucleoporin
Exons: 13
Coding region: 13-3285 (1090 amino acids)
Biological process (GO): protein import into nucleus; RNA export from nucleus
Cellular component (GO): nuclear pore
Molecular function (GO): structural constituent of nuclear pore
Source: RefSeq, a predicted model, not a curated record
GCCUGGUGGGCGAUGCGGCCCGGCCGGCGGGCGCCGCGCCCGGUCGGUAAAGCCGCCGCGAACGGGAGCUCGGGAGCCGCGGCGGGAUGGCCCGCGAAGGCCCUGCCGCGCCGCCUCGGGGCCUCGCCCGCCGCCCCUCGCUGCUCGCCGCAGGCCGCGCGCCACCGCUACCCGCUGCCUCAGGCCGCCAGCCCGCUCGCUCUGUGCGUCCCUCGCUGGGAGGGCUACUCGCCCAGGAGCGUGCCCUGGAGUCGCCGAGCUCGCCCGGUCCGCAGCACGUUGAGGAUCCCUCUGCCGGUUGCCGGCCCGGCCCGCUCCCCGGCCCUGGAGCAGCUGAUCUCACCCGUGGCCUUCCCAACCAACAGCAGCCCAGACCCAUGUGCAAAAGAGACUGUGCUGAAUGCCAUCAGGGAGAGCAGGAAGAGGGCUGUGGAGCAGGAGGAGGAGGAGGAUGACCAGGCUUUUGAGAAUAACCAGGAGAGCAAGAGAAGGCGCCACGAUAGCAGUGGAAGCGGGCAGUCGGCGUUCGAGCCGCUGGUGACCAACGGUGUCCCAGCCUCUCUCAUACCCAAGCCUGGCCCUCUGAAGAGGGGCCUUGUCUCCCACUGCCCAGAUGACUGCUCAAACAAGAGGUCACGCACCUCUUCCAUGAGCUCGCUCAGCAACACGUACCCCAGCGGCAUCCCCAGCUCCAGCCGCAACGCCAUCGCCAGCUCCUACAGCUCCAGUGGCGGCAUUGCCCAGCUGUGGAAGAGAAGUGGUGUGAGUGUAUCCACACUGUCCAGCCCAGCAUCCUCCCGCCCCCAGACACCGGAGUGGCCUCUGAAGAAAGCCAGGGAAGAGGAGUUGCAACGUUCCAACACUUCCACUCCAGUGAAAUCAGACAAGGAGCUGCAGACAGAGAAAGGAGCUGGUCCUGACUCGUCUCCCUCUGCAGUGGUGGAGACGGUGGUGUGGAGGAAGCAGAACUCGCUGAGCCCUCCGUCCUCGCUGGGCAACGGCGGGAAGCGCAAGCGGAAGAUCCAGCUGCUGUCGCCGGGGGAGCGGCUGGUGCUGCCGCUGCCGCCUCAGCUGGGCUACUGCGUCACGUCGGAGGACCUGGACGCGGAGAAGAGGAGAGCGAUGCAGUGGAUAAACAAAGUCUUGGAGGAUAAGGCUGCAGAUGUAGUCCCCAGCACCACUGCAGAGACCACAGCCGUGUCCAGGCCACUGGUGUUCACCGUGAGCUCCUCAGGGCCUGUACCUGCCUCAGCGACUCCUGCCCUGACCAGCACCAACUCGCUCCUGGACAGCCUGAAGAAGAUGCAGAACAGCCAGGCUGUGCCUGUGCCAGAAGACUCAGCUGAAGCUGCUGUAACAUCCCAACCGCCUCCAUCAGCUGCGCAGCCGGACUCCAGCCCGCUGCCAGCCACCUCUGCUGACACCAAGCCCGUGCCUGCUUUGAGUGCUGCCCCCUCUGCCCCCCUUGCCUUGGGGGUGCAGCCCCCCAGCAGCCUGGCACCGCCUGCAUUCACAGAACUGGGCCAGACCCCCAGCAAACCUCCCUCCUUCCCGAAGCCGAGCAUCCUCUUCGGGACGCUGAGCACCCCUCCUGCCAGCCAGCCAGCAACAACCACGGCCGCUCCUGUGCCCAUCACAGCUUCUCCUGUGCCCGUCACGGCCGCUGUGCCCACCACCAGCCCCGUCUUCAAACCCAUCUUCGGCGUGUUGCCGAAGAGCGAGAGCGCAGUGCCCUGUCCGGCUGUGGGCUCCAGCACAGCCAGCGUGGCUGUGAGCUCGGCUGCUUCCUCCACCUCCUCCUCUGCCACUGUCUUCAAGCCCAUCUUUGGCAGCGUCACCGCAGCUUCCUCUCCAGCCAAGGCCUCUCCUUUCGCCUUCAAACCGGCGUCGCCACCGGCCGCAGCCCCGGAUGCGCCCGCAGCCUCCACAACGGGCCCGGCGGGACUCGCAGCUCUCCCAAACGUCAUCUUCACCACAGCAGCCAGCGCUGCCACCACCCAGGGCUCCUCCAGCGCUGCCACCACCCAGGGCUCCUCCAGCGCUGCCACCACACACGGCUCCUCCACUGAUGCCACCGUUAAGCCCGUCUUCAGCUUUGGCCUCAACCCACCCGCCUCCACCGGCCCCACGGCCAGCCUGACGGUCACCGCCACCACGUCCCAGCCCUUCCUGUUCGGGAGCCCAGCCACCUCAGCUCCCAGCACAGAGACCAGCUUUGCCACCCCGGGACCAGUGUUCCAGUUUGGAAAGCCACCUCCAGCCACGGGCACAGCCACCACCAGUGUCCCAGGAGGCCCUGCCUUUGGCCAGGCACCUUCAAACUCGACGGCUCCUACCACCACCACCACGGCAGGCUUUAGCAUCUUCGGGGGCACCACGCUGACCACAUCCUCCACCACCACCACGACUCAAGCCCCGUUGACGUUCGGCUCCUCCAUCUCGGCUUUCGGCAGCUCGUUCAGCGCGAAGCCGCCGCCGCCGUACCCCAGCGCGGGGCCGCAGCCGCCAUUCAGCGCCGGCGCCGCCGAGAGCCCGCUGCCCGCCCCCAAACCCGCUGCCGGCCCCAGCGCCUUCGGCUCCCCGUUCAGCUUUGGAGCCUCCCCAGCCCAGACCGCGGCUCAGCCGGCGUUCGGCAGCGGGGCCGCGCCGGCCUUCGGCACCGCCAGCACCCAGGGCUCCUUCGGCACCAGCAGCGCCCAGGCGGCCUUCGGCACCGCCGUGCCGGUCUUCUCCUUUGGGACAGUCACCUCCACCACCGCCAGCUUCGCUUCCACCACCCAGACCACGAGCAGCACCACCAUCUUCGGCACCACCCCUUCUCCUUUCCCCUUCGGGGCGAGCGCCCAGCCGGGCCCCUCGGCCAGCGCCUUCGGCAUCGCCGCGGCCACCCCGAGCAGCGGCUCCCCCGCCGCCACCUUCAGCUUCGGCUCCGGGCAGGGCGCGGCCACGCCGGGGCCCGCGGCGCCGUUCGGCUCGUCGCUGCCGCAGAGCGCGCCGGCCGCGCAGAGCCAGAGCACGCCCUUCGCCUUCACCGCGCCCGGCAGCAAACCCGUCUUUGGAGGAUCUCCUGCGCCCGCCUUCGGGCAGAGCACGCCGGUGCUGGGAGCAGCGGGCAGCGGGAGCAGUGGCCUUUCCUUCGGGAUGCCCAGCACUCCUGCCUCGGCCUUCGGAGGAGCCGGCACAUCCUUCGGUUCAUCCACCCCCACCUUUUCCAUCGGGUCGGGAUACAAGACGUGUGCCCGGCAGCGGCUGCAGGCGCGGCGGCAGCACACCCGCAAGAAGUGAGCCCACGGCCGGGCCCCCGCCGCGGCGGGACCUGUGGCGCUGGGGCCAGGCCCCGGCUGCUGCCAGCCACACACCCUGCUGGGUGGCAGCAACUGGGCUGGGAUGGGAUAAACCAAACUCUUCUUACUUGAAUAGCUCCCCCAGCCGAGGCUGGAUGAACCUCUGUACAUAUUUCCCUCCCCGACUUUUAUUUUGCCACGUUUCGUACCGUUCCAACUCUUCCCCCGUUGGCUUCUCGCCCUUUCCGUGCCUCCUCCCCAGCCCCCAGGCUCAGCCCCGCUGCUGCCGGGCUCCCAGGCUGCUGAGGGAUGUUGUCUUCACCAGGUCCCAAGAGCUUUCCCCUCUGUUUCAUCCCGUGGCCUGGUGAACACGCUCCCUGCAAAGGGCUUUGUUCCCUUGCUGUCCCUGCAGAGCACGAGCUGGGGGUCGGUGCCAGCCUGGUGGGCACCUCGGUGUGUGGAUGAGCCAGCACUGGCUUCUCCAGCUGGGUGACGACCCCCUGGCUGGGACUUCACCUCCCAUCAGGCCUCCAGCUGGGAUGUGGGCUGGGGCUCCCCGUGCCCGUGUCUGGCUGCCGAGCAGCCCCCCAGCCCUCGCUGCUCCCCGCGGGGUGUGGGUCCCUCCCUCCGCCCCUGUGCAGCCCCCCUCCCCGUUCUGCUCUCCCGGUGCUCCCGUCCCCCUGCGCUCACUGAAUCGAGUUUGGAGGAAGAGCUGAGCCGUGUGCGUGGCGGCAUGUUGCUUAUGCCGGAUUUGCUGUUUGGAGUCUCACGUUUCUUUGGGGGGUGCCUGUCCCGUUUUGGGGACGUGCCCCGGCUAAUUGGGUGACAGUGCCAUCACCGCGUGGCUGUUUGUGUCGGGGGAGUUGUGUCUGGUGGUGUGACUGAAAGGCAGAUGGGGUCAGGGGUGGGGGGUGGGAGCUGCAGCCCUGGCACUCUCCUCCCUCCCUCUCCUGGUGCUGCCUCCUCACCCCUGGCAGCUCCGGAGCCGCUAACGGGAGGCGCUUCAAGUGUGACGGGCUCCUCAGAUCCCAGCCGGGGUUGAUUUUUAACUCCUCCCGGAUCCGUUGAGGUUUUAGCGGCGCCGCCUCCCCUAUUCCCACCCAGCCAGGAGGGGGCAGCUCCCGCGGAGGAGCGCGGUGCUGGGCGCAGGGGGGGCGGUGCUGGGCUGCCCUGCCCCGGGCCCGUGUGAGUGUGUGUGUCUGCAGAGGUUUCCAUGAAAAACACACAAAAAAAGGGAAAAAAAAAUCACAAAUAUUUAAAAACAAAGGAGUUUUUUAAUCAAAUAAAAGCUUUAUUUUUCUAUUUAAGCUCAAUUGCCUUUGAAUUCCUUCAAGCUUGGUUCAGUGAGGCUGCAGCUGCCCCCUGCCCCCCCCGCAGCCGCAGCCCCUCCCCUCGGCUCUCACCCACCCACCUGGAUGUGACUAAACCUUUCUCGUUGUUGUCGG